Messenger RNA from Aegilops tauschii subsp. strangulata, 447 nucleotides. The record is from RefSeq and is a predicted model, not a curated record. NCBI's taxonomy places the organism in Eukaryota, Viridiplantae, Streptophyta, Magnoliopsida, Poales, Poaceae.
AUGAGGGUUAGGAACCUAAAAAGAAUAGCCAAAAUUGCGUGUCACUCAUGUGGUUCUGUUGCGGAUGCAUUUCUUAAUCCAACGAACACGUUAUGCUGCCGAAUUUGUCCACGCGCGGCGAUACGGCGCCGCCUCUCGCUCCACGUACUCACCGACUACGACGGCGCCAGGCUGCGUAGCCUCCCGCCAGGCGGCUCCGCGGUGGCGUCCACCCUGUUCCUGGCCUCCCGCCCCGGGGCAGGGGGCAACGGCAUGGUGGAGAUCGUCAUGCCCGGGCUCGGGCUCGGUGACGAGGGGCGAGCGAGGUUCCUGCCCAUGGGCUCCGGCCCCGGUUUCUGGCAAGCCGCCUUCUACGCCAGGUCCGUGUACGAAGCGCCUGGCGACAUGGCGGUGCUGCAGGUCUCCGCCGUGAUGUCGGCCGGAGGCCCGCGCAAAGCUACUGAUUAA